This is a messenger RNA of Aplysia californica (California sea hare), 810 nucleotides long. RefSeq lists its product as uncharacterized. The transcript has 4 exons. The record is from RefSeq and is a predicted model, not a curated record. Bases 215 to 643 code for a protein of 142 amino acids. Lineage: Eukaryota; Metazoa; Mollusca; Gastropoda; Aplysiida; Aplysiidae.
AACAGCUGAUUGAUUAUAAGUUUACAACAGUACAAAAACAACAGCAACCAGAACUCGUGGACUUUUUAAAGUACAGGUGAAAGUGAGCUGAUGAGGUGAAAGGUCAACCCGUUAUAUAGAGACGCAGCUUAUGCUACGGUCAUACACUCGUAGAACCUUUGGUCAAUAGUACGACUAGAAAAUAGAAAGAGAGCUUCCAUCUUGAUCACUCACCAUGAGCAGCAUAUCCAUUCGCCGCGCCCUACUUUCGGAUAAGCACGCUGUGACACACGAAAUAAGCAAGGCAUGGGGCGACAUGGACUACUUCUCGGAUCUCUACGACGAGUUCAUCUCUGGCCCAGGGUGCAUGGGACAUGUGGCUGUAGAUGGCACUGACGUGGUGGGGAUCACUUGCGGUAUCGUCGCGGACGGAGGCCAGAUGGUGUGUACAAGGGGCUCAAAAGUGAAAGACAGCCACCAAGGCCGAGGCAUCUACAUGAGCAUCCUGGACGCCAUGAACAGAGAGAUCAAACAGACGACGGACGUCACGUGGGAGUCGGUGUCCGUUGUCAAGGCGACGGCUGAGAGGAUCAACAAGAGCUACACCCAGAGGAAAAGUUUCCGGGAGAUCAUGAGACUGUAUGAUUCCCGCACCCAACGGUAGAACUUUGCUUCCUCAAGAAACACCCAUCAAGGCAGUCACACGGAAACUGAUACUGAAAUAACUUGAGUAAAGUGUGUGUGUGUGUGUGGGGGGGGGGGGGUGUGAUGACUUGCUGGAAAAACGGGGAAAAGCUGGAAAAAAGUCAACAAGUGACAGAGCCGUUCCGC